Sporothrix brasiliensis 5110 is the source of this 1473-nucleotide messenger RNA. RefSeq lists its product as uncharacterized. The record is from RefSeq and is a predicted model, not a curated record. Bases 1 to 1473 code for a protein of 490 amino acids. The transcript has a single exon. NCBI's taxonomy places the organism in Eukaryota, Fungi, Ascomycota, Sordariomycetes, Ophiostomatales, Ophiostomataceae.
AUGACCGAUGAACCCGACUCGUCAUCGUCGGCAGAUACGCUUGUGCCGACACCUCCUCCUGCUACGUCACCAGAAGCACCAGCCAAGCUCACGGUUGACGAAGGGGCUGCUGUAUUCCCAAGAUCACAGGCGGAGCGCAUAUCAUUCCUGUCCACGCUGGCCCGUGAUCUUCCGGACCACUACAUGUGCACAGAAUGCAUGGCUCUGCAUUCGGCCACAGCGGAGGAAUGCCACGCAAAGGACGUGGCUAUCAUAGAAAAUUCAUCCUACAAGAAAGGCCCGACGGUCAUGGAGGCGGCACUGCACGCACCGUGCCAGCGCACCGCUAUCACGGCCGACGCGUACGAUUUUCGCUUACCGCGUGAACCCCCAAAAGACAAAGAUGCAGCAGUGACCGCGGAGCGCUACCAGCACGCUCUCGGGUUCAUGGGUCAGGCGUCGUCGUCCAAGAGGACACCGUUGGCUGGUCUGACGCACCGGGAUGUACAGCUGACUCUGAAGCGUGCGCGGCUGCUGACGUCCAUGGAGACGGCAGAGAGCGAGAAGAAGGCGAAGGGAGAGAGCAGCGGUGACGGCGGACACGUGACUGCCACCCAGCGGAAGUACCGCAAGAACGGUUUUGCUGAAAUCGCUGCCGACAUGGCCAUGCGCCAAGACGGAGAAACGCUGAAGAGCAAGACAGCUGACGUCAAGAAACACCGCCAGCAACUGACGUCUCGUCUCCAGCUCGCGCUCGCACCCAUCAAGGCUGACUGCGCGCUGACCAGGACCGACCGCGCCAGCACGAGCAGCUACCCCUACGUGCAGAAGACGACGGUCAAGUACACAUUUGCGGCGCGCAUCGAGCAGGCCCGCUACCUGCUCAAGACCACCGUCAAGAUGGCCCGUAGUGAGGUGGCGAAUGUCAGCCUGGCCAUCUGCCCGCACCUCCUGCUCAACCAUCACAAGUCCGAGGUGUGGGCCGACAUGGCCAGGGAGGCCGUCGAUGCAUGCCAAGACUGCCAGGCGUCGGGGGCAACCAAGCCCUUUGCCCUCCAGAUGGCCGUCCGCCACGUGGGCGAGGCCAUGGCGGCCAGCGUUCGGCACGCCCGCCACAUGUACAAUCUCGGCGGCUGUGAUGUCGACGAGAUGGACGCCAACGAAUGCGACAGCGAUCAUGACCGCGCCGACAAAGAAAUGGACGGCAAGCAGCAGCCCAUGCGCCGGCGUGGUAGCUGCCACCGAUGUGCCACGGACUUUGCGGUGCGCGGGCUCCUGCGGGCGGACCAGAUCAUGCUGUGCGUGUGGCAGGACCUGGGCGGCGAGACGGACGUGACGGAUGCCCACUGGCAGAGCCACGUAGCGGGGACGAUGCUGCCGAUUGACAAGGGGCAGGGCGCGGGAGAGACAACGAACCUGUGGAACGACGGUCUGACGAUGGCGCAUACGGCAGGCGACGUGCGUGCUCUCUACGAAGGAAGGCCAGGCUGUUGA